Messenger RNA from Mugil cephalus (flathead mullet), 3137 nucleotides. RefSeq lists its product as uncharacterized. Bases 1673 to 2308 code for a protein of 211 amino acids. Gene Ontology annotation, cellular component: nucleoplasm. Lineage: Eukaryota; Metazoa; Chordata; Actinopteri; Mugiliformes; Mugilidae. The record is from RefSeq and is a predicted model, not a curated record. The transcript has 4 exons.
UAUUUGUGCCAUAAAGUGUCCUUACAUAUUAUUCAUUAGUCAUUAAUAAAGUCAAAAAUAAUAGUCACUAUUAAAUAACUGUGAUUUGGUUGCAUUAAACAGAGGUGUAACCUUACAUCACUGACAUCUCAAACCCAACAAAUUGAAACACAAAUUAAUAAAAAUGUCGACUGUGUGAUUCAAUUCGAUAUAAAGAAAUGGGAUAGGAACAUUGGCUAUCAUCUCAGUUCAGGUUCAAGAUGACUGAGAGAAAAGACACCGCAAAGCAACACUGGCAAACGUAGUAAAAUUAGUUAGAAUUAUUAGAAUGGUUGAACAUAUAAAAAUAAAUGCCUGUAAAACUCAAUAAUUAAAAUUUUCUGUGCUCUAAAUCUAAAACGGCCGACUGUCAACACUGUCCUCUCUCCCUGCUUCAGACUUCCAUCAUGUCCGACCUGCUUCACACCACCUCAGACAGUCUGUGUAAACUCGUCCGCUGGGCUCACAGCCAUGGCACCACCUGCAACCUAUUCCCCAGCCUGCAGCAGCCCGUCUCCCGUGGUUCCUACGGCAGUGUGCUGACACCAGACUCUGGUACCCAUGGCGGCAGCGUCCCUGUUGCUGUGUGGGGCUGUGGUGCUGGACACAUCUACAACUGGCCCCUAAAUGACCGUAGCAACAGCCGUGGAGGCUCCCAGAAAACCACACACGGAGCGCGUAUGUCCAAUAAGGUAAAGUGGAGAUGUAAAGUAAUAUAAAGGUUUUUUGUUGUUUUGGUUGUCAUUAUUGAAUAUCUACAUCUCAGUGCUGUACAAAAGCAGUUUUAGUGGCUUGGUCCCAAAAUUCAUCCUGCAGAGAAAAAGACUGCUAGCCAAGCAUUAAAGAUACUAUAUUCUGCAAAUGGCUCUUUCCUGAAGACUGGCCCCCUAAUGACUCCAUGUCUAAGGAGUCCUUGUAGUGAGAUGAGAUAACCUUCAUGGUUGCACUCAGUCCUGAAAGAUGUUUAGGGAGGAAAUCCAUGAAAUUGGACUUUGGACCUGUUGUAAGAUAUUCAAGAUUUGUUUUCAUAGUGUAAUGAAAAAAUGUUAGUGUAGUAUUUGUUUAAGGUCCAAAUUCAAUAAUCUUAUCUCUUCCUCCUUAUCUGCCUGUUUCUACGUAACCAUCAGGUGGCGGUGAGGACCUCCUGUGACCUCUCCUGUAGUGGAGCAGGGUGAGGAGUUCAGCAGCCGUCUGUUUAACAUCGCUGCGUGUGAUUCGUCAGCCACAGACGAGGACUGUGACUACGAGCCCUGGCCACCCAGGAAAGGAGGCGGGGCACCGGCGGGAGUUAUCGCAGGAAAGAAGGUCAAGCAGGAGGGAACCUUGGUGGGACAUUAUGACACUGUUGGCAACAUGGCUAGCACGAGACGGAUACCGUCAACUUUCUGCAGGCUCGUCAGCCAGUAAACACGCACUCUGAAAUAACAAACGCACUGUUUCUCAACAAGACUCUCCUCUACUGUCAUCGGCCACAGCAUGGACAACAUCUGGGGUGUGAUGGAUUAGUGGAUCCACACAUGAGGCUCCUGGGAGGAAGCAGCUCAGGAGGCAAGUCAGUGACCAGGUUGAGGGAUGCAACUUUGCUACCGAGACUAUAGAAAAGACUGAAGCAAGUCAAGCAGAAGGGAGCCAGACUGAGCUGGAGCAGCUGCGGAUGUUACUUGUUGCAGAACGCAGCCGUAACCAGAUGACAGAGAUAUCCAGUUUGAAGCAGGACAAAGAGCUGCUGCAGCACGAACUCGCCAAGAAAGAUGAGCUCAUCUGUGACUUCCUGCAGGACAAACUGCGACCAGAAAAGAAGUGGCUGCGUUGCUCUAACCAGAUGGAACCGGGGAGUUCACACAUGAUGUCCUAUGAUGAUGUGGCCGGGUUAGACUCGCCGACGCUGUUCGACUCAUUCGAGGAAACAGAGCCUCACCCCCUGGAGCUCCACCGGACUCUAAAGAGCAAGAGGAACCGAGAUGGAGAAAACGCUCGAGUCAGGAUGAAAAACGUGGAUGUGAUAGCACGCUGUGUGGCCGCCCUCCAGGAGUUUCGGCGCAGCGUCUCCAUGAAGGUGGCCUUUGACCGGGUCGGUGUAGACCGUAACACCAUCUUGCGCACGGCGGCCAUAGCUGAGCUCAGCCUGGCUGCUCCAGAGCUGUUUCAUGCGCUGGCACCGUGGGAUGAGAAAGAGGAGACGCUGGCACUCUACGCCCAACGCUGCAGACAGGCGAUGGAUGACACCAUCAAGACCAAGAUCAAGACGAUGAAGGCAAAGGGAGAUCUCCUGCCCAUUGUGUCAAAAUGACGAACAGAGCUUACUCCUUUUGACUGAAUCAGAGGCAGAAAUUGCUACUUUGAUGUCUUAAAAUGUGGUUGGACUAUAUUCAGGUCACAUGCAGCAUCGUUGUACAGUCUAUUUACCUCCUACCAAACUGGGUUCUAGUUGUAUGGCUGAGGAACAUCUGUAUGAAACAGAGACUCUGGAAAGAGCAGUGUCUUGUCUUUGAGACUGUUGUCAGAAUGGGCUGCUGCAGCACUGCUGUCAGGAUUGUUCAGAACUCAUUAUAAUGAAGUUCAAAACUUGGCAAAUGUACACAGUAGCAGUAUCAACCAAUCUGUGGCGGUCACUCAAGUUCCAGUAGAUAGAUCAUCAGUAUGGUUACAUAUGACGACUCUGUUUUGUGUGUACUGUUUGUAGUUAACCACUAAAAGCAGUGCGUAUUAGUAAUUAAGUCAUAUUUCAUUUUAGAAACGAUAUAAAAGAAAUGCUGAGCAUUGGCAAUACAUUGUUGUGGUGAAACUUUAUGACUAGGUGGAGGAAUGUUUUUUGCUUUUAUUUACAGGACAUCAGAAGCACUCCUGUUAUCAUCAAUCUUUUAAAUUAAGACUCUCGGGUUCAUUUAUUUCUGUUUUUGCUCAAGCUGGUCUGGAGUCGUUCUGUUAGGAACUGAUUACGCUCUGGAAAGUAUUUGCCUGGUCAAUCGAAUCAUUUGGGCGGACUCAGUGAUGGACAGAGGAGUGUCAUUUGAGUGCUGUGGAGUUAAAUUUAUUUACAACUAAAUAGUUCUGCAGAGUUUUUUUUUAUCUCUGUACGGGAUAACAUAAAUCUCAUAAUGAAAUCCAAAUUCCAUACU